AGUCUACUGUAAGAGGGCUGGCUGAGUAUCAGAAGGUUUUGAUGAUAGCGGUUAUGGCGUCUCUUAUGCGUAAAUAUCUGUGUUCUUUCCAGAUGACUCCCAAGUCCAAGAGGAAAAGCAUCCACAGUAGAAUGCUCCGUCCAGUUUCUCGUGCCUUCGAGAUGGAGUUUGACCUUGACAAGGCCCUGGAAGAUGUUCCUAUCCACACAGAGGACCCUCCUGCACCUUCCCCUGCUCCUACCCUCUCGAGGUUAGAGAAGAGACCGUCAGGGACCAUGGGAGAACUGCCCUCAGACGAGGCCAAGAAGCUGCAGCACUUCACCAAACUACGGCCUCGCAGGAACAAGAAGAUGCAGUCCAGUAAGAUACCGCAAAUCAGCAGCACCACGUCUCAGGACGGAGAGCAGAACGGCCUGCAUGGAAGGGUUGAUGAGGGGGUGGACGAGUUCUUCUCCAAGAAAGUCACCAAGAUGGACUCGAAACGUUCCCUAAAGAGUUCAGACUCCCAGGACGGGGAGAAGAAGAGGAGUAAAGGAGGUUUCCUCAACCUCAUCAAGUCUCGCACCUCCAAGUCUUCAGACAAAGACAAGUCUUCAGACAAAGACAAGUCAGAGAAGAACCAGUCUACCCCAGCUCCAGCCCUAACCCCAGCUCCAGCCCUAACCUCAGCUCCAGUAACCACUGUCUCCGAGGGGCCUUCCUCCCCUAAGGCCUCCCUGAAGAGCCAAGCUCCAGAACCACCAACCAAGAUCAAGGAGGCCAAGACCCAGCCCACUCAUCCCAGCCAGCUCACCCAACCCCUGGAGUGCAGCAGCAGCUCAGACCGGUCUGAGGAGCUACGGACCCCAGACUCUAUGGAUGAGGUGUCAGAGGGGGACAGUAAGGGUAGUCCCCAGGGGGGGAGGCGCUACGGGGUGCAGGUGAUGGGGACUGGACUCCUGGCGGAGAUGAAGGCCAAGCAGGAGAGACGGACCUUCGGAUCACAUAAGGACCAGUAUGACCAGUCGUCCAGUCCAGACAGCAGUGGCAGUGUGAAGGGCCAGCCUAUCCCAACAGAGAGCAGGUCUCCAGGUGGCUCCAAGGCAGAGGGGGUGGUGGUGGCCGGCUCCCCAGAGAAGAGCCCUCGUGGUGGGGAGGCCAAACCAGAGACGGCCCCUAGGAACCGCAUUACCUCAGUCCUAAGUUCCAGUCCUAAGCCUCCUCUUCAGGGCCCCAAGCCAGCCCUCGCUGCCCGACCCUCCAUCCUUCAGAAGCCGCGCACCAGCAGUAGCAGGAGCAUAGAUGAGGUCUGUGACUCUCCUGGAGGGAAUGUGUCUCCCAAGGGGGCAAUGCUGCCUUACAGCCUGAAGAGGGUCCCCUUGGACAAGGACAAGGAGGGGCAGGGCAGUCCUCUACUGGGGGGCACGGGGAGUAAUAAAAAACCCUCUGCUCAGGCAGUGAAUGUUCCAACUGAAGACGGUAGCGUGUUUGAUUCUGAUCAGGAAGCUGACAAGCCAAUCUCAGAGCCCGACACGCCUGCCAAUCACCUACCAGCACCGAACAGGAAGUGGGCGAGCACAAGAGCAGGAAGUCCCUCCCCUGUACUGCAGUGAAACCAGGCUCAGUGUCGGACCCUGCCAAUCGCCAGAGCCCCCACCGCCACAACUCUGAGGACAACGGCUCCAAACCCAAGGACCAAUCCCCCAACCCUGACAGAGACAAGGGACCGGGGAGAAAGUCUCCCCGAUCUGGAGAAGAGGCCGACAAAGACUUUAUUUUUCUAUGAGAAACUAAACUCUCAAUGAAUGACAGGUGCAUUGUACCUGCCUGUCAUCUCAGUAUAUCUGAUGUCAGGAAUCAGACAGCGACGACCGUAUCUCUAAAGACGGGCAGAGUAACCCACGUGAAGUGUUUCACUGUGAUAGGACUGUUGGACACUUUCACUAAAUCUCAGUCAUACCAAGAUAAAUACGGCUAAAGCACUGUUAUGAUGAUGCACUGUUGUGUGUUAAGUCACUGUGGAUCAUAAACAACACAUUUUCUGAAGGGGGAAGGAGAGGGACAUCCCUUUACAUGACUCAGAUAUCUCAUGGUUUGGCCAUGUGUGUACUAUGUCAUCAUGGUUUGGCCAUGUGUGUACUAUGUCAUCAUGGUUUGGCCAUGUGUGUACUAUGUCAUCAUGGUUUGGCCAUGUGUGUACUCUGUCAUCAUGGUUUGGCCAUGUGUGUACUCUGUCAUCAUGGUUUGGCCAUGUGUGUACUAUGUCAUCAUGGUUUGGCCAUGUGUGUACUAUGUCAUCAUGGUUUGGACAUGUGUGUACUAUGUCAUCAUGGUUUUGCCAUGUGUGUACUCUGUCAUCAUGGUUUGGCCAUGUGUGUACUCUGUCAUCAUGGUUUGGCCAUGUGUGUACUAUGUCAUCAUGGUUUGGCCAUGUGUGUACUAUGUCAUCAUGGUUUGGCCAUGUGUGUACUAUGUCAUCAUGGUUUGGCCAUGUGUGUACUCUGUCAUCAUAGCUUUGUGUGCCGGUCAUCCCCUGUGCUUGUAUUGGGAAGUGAAGUGGUGUACUGUCAUGCCAGUAAAAGCUAGCCUGGAAUCCACACUGAAUAUCUGUUUCACUAUUCAGAUUGGUAUCCAUGCCAGUAAAAGCUAGCCUGGAAUCCACACUGAAUAUCUGUUUCACUAUUCAGAUUGGUAUCCAUGCCAGAAAAAGCUCGCCUGGAAUCCACACUGAAUAUCUGUUUCACUAUUCAGAUUGGUAUCCAUGCCAGUAAAAACUAGCCUGGAAUCCACACUGAAUAUCUGUUUCACUAUUCAGAUUGGUAUCCAUGGCAGUUAAAGCUAGCCUGGAAUCCACACUGAAUAUCUGUUUCACUAUUCAGAUUGGUAUCCAUGC
Molecule: messenger RNA, 2872 nt
Organism: Oncorhynchus kisutch (coho salmon)
Lineage: Eukaryota; Metazoa; Chordata; Actinopteri; Salmoniformes; Salmonidae
Product: F-actin-uncapping protein LRRC16A
Exons: 9
Coding region: 42-1592 (516 amino acids)
Source: RefSeq, a predicted model, not a curated record